UGUGUUACGUCCUACGUUAACUCUCAUGCACCGCCUUUCCUCUGUUUUAUUCUUCUUCUAAUUUCGAACGGGAGAGUCAGAGAAGGGGGGUUUAAAGAUAUUGACCGGAGAGACGCCGGACAAUGACGACGUACGGCACGAUUCCGACGUCAUCGCCGUCGAAGCUGGAGUAUAUCUCGCGAGCGAAGGAGCGGCUGAAGUCGGGACUGGGCGCGAGGCGGCCAUGGAAGGAGAUGUACAACUCGAUCGGAUUUCCGGCGAGCUUCGGCGACGCAAUCAGACGGAUCAGGAAGAACCUCGCCUACUUCCGGACGAACUACGCAAUCGUGGUGCUGCUGAUCGUGUUCCUCAGCCUGCUAUGGCACCCGAUCUCGCUCAUCGUAUUCGUCGUCAUGAUGGCCGUCUGGCUCUUCCUCUACUUCCUCCGCGACGAGCCGCUCGUGAUCUUCGGCCGCACCGUCGACGACCGCGUCAUCCUCGUCGUGCUGUCCGUCCUCACGAUCGUCUUCCUCCUGCUCACCAACGCGACCACGAACAUACUCGUCUCGCUGGCCAUCGGAGUUUGUAUCGUGCUGAUUCACGCCGCCUUGAGAAAGACCGAUGACUUGCCCGUCGACGAAGAGUCCGGCGCUACGGCAGCUCUCUACCCGGGCGGCGCAUCGCCAUCGUCUUAGCUUCUCGUGCUCUGCCGCUGCUUCACCACAUCUAGGUUUUCCUCAAUAACUCCUCGUUCUAUUUGUUGAUUCUGUACUAUUAUUGCUCUCUCCUUUUUUCACUUUUCCUUUUCAUCAUCGUGCAAGUGUGCUGUGCUUCAUGAACUCAUCAUUUGUGCCAGUGUGGUCUAUAAUUCUGUAGAAAAAACCUCAAAAUUCGUCCUCGAAAUCUCUCUCUCCAUUGAUUGCCAAAUCUAAUCUUUCUGUGUUUUUGCAA
Molecule: messenger RNA, 930 nt
Organism: Diospyros lotus (date-plum)
Lineage: Eukaryota; Viridiplantae; Streptophyta; Magnoliopsida; Ericales; Ebenaceae
Product: PRA1 family protein F2-like
Exons: 1
Coding region: 123-674 (183 amino acids)
Biological process (GO): vesicle-mediated transport
Cellular component (GO): Golgi apparatus; endoplasmic reticulum
Source: RefSeq, a predicted model, not a curated record